Molecule: messenger RNA, 619 nt
Organism: Frankliniella occidentalis (western flower thrips)
Lineage: Eukaryota; Metazoa; Arthropoda; Insecta; Thysanoptera; Thripidae
Product: band 7 protein AAEL010189-like
Exons: 3
Cellular component (GO): plasma membrane
Source: RefSeq, a predicted model, not a curated record
CUGACGAUGGCAACGGGAUCAUCGAGCUGGUGGCCACAGUCGCGUCCGUCGUGCUGCUCGUCAUCACGCUGCCCUUUUCGCUACUCUUUACAUUCAAGGUGGUGCAGGAGUUCGAGCGCGCCGUCAUCUUCAGGCUGGGCCGCCUGCGCGCUGGGGGCGCCAGGGGCCCGGGGGUCUUCUUCGUGCUGCCUUGCAUCGACACCUACUGCAAGGUGGACCUGCGGACGGUCAGCUUCGACGUGCCUCCACAGGAGGUGUUGUCGCGAGACUCUGUCACGGUGCACGUGGACGCCGUGGUGUUCUACCGAGUGGACUGCCCCAUCCUAGCCACCAACAACGUGCAUGAUUACAGGUGACCCUCCGGGCCCCGCUCUCUCUCUGUGAGCAGCCGCCCGUGCGCACGCGUCCUGGAGGCUCGCCUCGCUGCGCGCUUUCCCUCCGACGCGGCACGCGGGCGGUCUCUCGGGGCUUCCUGACCGUAGACAAGCACAGCAUUGCCUGACAAGUAGAAGGCAGCCGUAGACGGCUCCGGGCGGGAGACAACUCUUAGCGCUGCAGUCCCACGAGACAGUGACUGCACCCCCCUUCCCAACUCCAGAGUCCUGAGUCGUGUAGUCAG